UUUAAACAAUUGUAAUUCUCUCCAUAUAAUUUCGUGAUCUUAUAAACUUCAUCAAAAAGAAAAUUGACGUUUUGAAAAUAAACCGGGAAAUAGUAGGCCUACCAUGACGUCAACGUCAUUUUAGCGACAGCAAAAUGUGAAACAAAAUGGCGGCGCCCAUUUCUUGGAAUGGCAUACCCGAUAUUGCUCUAAUUUUGAUUUAUUCAAGUCUUCCGGACCAAGAUAGGCUAAAUAUUGCAUGCACCUGUAAAAACUGGAACAGGUUAUUUUCUUCUGCAAAAUUAUGGCGUCACAGACGUGUUGUUUUCAACGCAAAAUCAUCGGAGGAGACGGCAGAAAGGGAGAUUAAAUUCCUUGAAAAGUUUGGACAUUGUCUGUACAGACUGACUUUAAAUCUAGGAAGACCAACAUUUAAGUCAUGUUUAACAAUAUCAAGAUCAGUAGAAAAAUACUUGAACCGAAUCUGUAGUCGAAAUGACAUCCAAAUUCGCGACUUGGACCUAGAAAGUUUGCACAUGGAACAACACUGGCAUUUCAUUUUGUCCAGAGGUAGGGUAGUUUCAGCAUUAAGCAAAAUGAUUCGGAAACAAAAAUUCUUAGAAUGUGUGUAUAUGGCCGGUACAAGAAUGAGACUAAUUGACGGUUGUAGGAUCUUAGAGGCUCUUGCAAAAGGCAGAACUAAAAACACAGUCAAGACGUUGUAUAUGGAGGACUUUUUUGAAACAAAUAUGUUUCCAUUUCGUACACAAAGAUACGUGAAUGCAAUGGCUAAAUUCCUGGCAUUAGAAGAGCUUCAUAUUAAUUACAGAUAUUUGAGCAGUGAAAUGUUAAGGAAUAUUGCUAACACACUACCUAAGCAUUUGGUAAACCUUUCUCUUGUUUUGGAAGGGGACAUUAGAGGAAUCGAAAUUCGAUCAGACGCUUGGAUGGAGUUUUCAGAAAAGUGCCCGCUGGCGACUGUAGGAGCUUAUCUUUGUACAACGAUUUUAAGAGGAAAUGAUUUGAGGACCGCUUUUGUUAGAGGGCUGCCAUUAAACCAGAUAUAUUUAACUUCGUGGGCAAGAGUAGAUGAAACGGAACAAAGACUUUCAAUAUUUCUGAGACAUCUUGGAAACAUGUACAACAUUACUCUAGAGAAUUUUGCUAUGUUCUUUGAACAUCAUGAGCAUAUAGAUUACGACCUGCUAUUUUUGUUGCGAAAAUGUCGACGAAUCAAAGAUCUGUGUAUCCAAGCACGAUUGUCGGCGGAUACAGUGAUCAAUAUCAUGAAGCUUCAGCAUCAAGGAAAACUCGCACUGACGUCAAUAAACUUAACUAUUCCGGGUCUAUCAAGUGACGACUGGCACAGAAUUGACCAAGAAAAAGAACGUCUGCUUACAAACGUGGUGGAAUACGUGCACGUCGGCCCGAAUGAGUUCGGUUCAAGCAUUGGUGGAAGCACAAUCACUAUUGAUGACGAGGGUCAAGCAGACGAUUUUCAAAAUGGCGGUGAUGACGCAGACAUCUUGAAUUUUCACAACAUCAUUGAUGUCAAUGUUGAAAUAUCAGAUGACGAGAAUGAUAUAUUCCAACCACCGGACCCCGGUCAUGAAGACGAUGACGAGUUUUUGAUUUGAAUCUUGAUAUAAUAAACGAAAACGAAGUGCGCAUGUUAAGCACGUGAUUCGAAUAAACAUAUUUAUCGUACCAAGCCCACUACGACAUAAUAUGCUCGGGUCUAAUACUCAGUGUGCUUUAAUUUAUUAUUUAAAGAAUUGUAUUCAGUCAACUUUAUUCAUAUAAUUCUGCAAAAUCUAAUGUAAAACUUUUUCCGAACAGAAAUAAUUUUGAUAAAACUAAGUGAUACGGAUGAGCAUACAUGUAUAUGGUGUAAACCGUGUAUAAUUUAAAUGAAAAUUAAACGAAUGCCAAAUUUAA
This is a messenger RNA of Ruditapes philippinarum (Manila clam), 1917 nucleotides long. Its product is annotated as F-box only protein 39-like. The coding region runs from base 147 to 1616 and encodes 489 amino acids. Lineage: Eukaryota; Metazoa; Mollusca; Bivalvia; Venerida; Veneridae. The transcript has 3 exons. Gene Ontology annotation, molecular function: protein binding. The record is from RefSeq and is a predicted model, not a curated record.